ACGCGCGUGUUGUUUGCAAGAGUGGGCUUCGGAGAAACGACGUCGCCUGUGUGUCGCUGCUGCUCAACAGUUUUUGCCAUAGACGUGUGUUACCCUAGCAACCUGGGAUAAAGGUGUGUGUAAAAACCCAAGCAGAAAUUCAAGUGAUUCGCAGCGUAUGGGACGCUGUAGCUUCUAGGAUUAGCCAUUUAUUUGAUCGAAAAAGCGAAUAUCCAUCGCCCCCGGGGAUGAGUGAUCAGAUUUCUGGCUAAUUCCGUUAUCGCGUUGUGCGAAUGUGUGCGAUGUGUGGUGGUGCUGUGCCGAUCGGUGGAACAGAGUGAAACAAUUUUGAUUACUUUCCGGGUUACUAGAGCAGUGAAAACAACGAAUUAAGUGUAUCGAAAAGGCAAGCAAACGAGGUAUAAAGUGAAGAUAAAACCAACUCACAAUCUUACCGACGGUAGCGGGAAAUGGAAAGAGUUGUGUAUGCUAAUUGGUCGAUGCACGGUUAUUUAAUUAUCUGCACCGGUGGUAAUUAAUCAGUGAAAAACACAACAAACUACAUCGGCACUCGCGGCAUCAUAUGCGAUGCGAGCACUGGAUGAAGCGUGCAGAGGAAUAGAAAAAAAGCGGUGAUCAAAUCUUUGGUGGCAGUGAAGUGAUUCAAGGCAGUACGGCAACGAGCAAACGGCCCCAUCGAGCACGAGAGUUGAUGCAAAAUGGUUAGGCUUGAAUGAAGCAGCUUCAUCGCCCAUAUGCCAAGAUGGCAUACGUAAGGUGGUAAAAGAUUAUCCACGAUCCUGGUGAUCCGCUAAAGAUCGACGAUUUCGUGUGGUGAUGGUCAUAUGAUCGUUCGUUUUUAAACGCAAAGCUAAAAACCAAAACAUAUCUUUUAUCUACCGAGGUAUGUUAAAUGUGUGAAACGAAAUACAAACAACACGACAGAAGAAAUACAGCGAAAGAAAAAAGAAAAGAAACAUGCAAAGUGUUUUGUUUGUUCAAUUGAAAAGUAAAAUCCAUGUGCCGAGCACGAUCGUUUGAUUCAAUGCGUCAGUGUGUGAGGUAACGGUUUGUAUCUAGCUCUUUUUCGUGGUUAAAAGUGUUCAAUUACUACUCCCAACAGCUUCCCAAAACAGGUGGUGGUUCUCAAGUUUUAGCCGUUUGGUUGUGUGUGGUGAUGAUAUUGUGCAACGACACUGCUGCCGGUCCAAGAUCGAAUUGCUGUUGAGGUGUAUCGUUUAGUGCAAAACGUUAGCGAGACAGAAAAGCUUUACUGUGUGUGUUCGAACGGUGCGCAAUCAUGACGCUAUUACUGCGUCAGCACUGAAGGUGUUUUAGGCGAAGGUGUUUACGAUACGGUGUGAUAUAAGUUGCUGACUCAGAAACGUUUCAAUUGGAGAUCGAUUAUUCCGUUUGUUUGAAUUGAACCCUGCUGCUGAUUGACACACGGCUCGAACGUUGAGCCGUUUUUGAGAAAUGGCUCCAAGGAUGGAUUUACCAGGAACAAAGCGAACGAUGAAUGUCUACAGAACGCUUACAGUUUUACUGCUGAUCGGUUUGGCGAUGGCUAACAAAACGAUGGACACGCGGGAAGGUGAAGAUGUCAUACUGAAGUGCCGCUUCAACGAGCACUAUUCCGACCGGGAGUACUCCUACUAUUGGGCCCAACAGUCACCGAACAAGUACGAUAAUGUUGCGAUCAAGGGGGAUACCUUCAACCCUAACUACAAGAUUGACUACCGACCCAACCAAGGAAUAUACGAUUUGCAAAUCUUUAACGUAUCGUAUGCCCGCGACAAUGGACGGUUUGAGUGUCGCAUUAAGCAGAUCGGUAGCGAUAAUGCGAUCUAUGAGGAUUACUACAACCUGACAGUUCUAACGCCACCCCAGCCACCGCUGAUUUUCCCCGGAAGCGAAACAACAGCCACGGAGGAUAAAAAACAGGAACUCACGUGUAGCAGUGUGGGUGGUUCACCCGAUCCAACUAUUUCCUGGUAUCGCGAAGGAAGUACAACACCUCUGGCAGCCAAUCUGAUCUACGGUGGAUCGCGUGACAUGCAGACGACCAGCACACUGACCAUUAUCCCACGCCGAGAAGAUGAUGGCGCAAAGUUUACGUGCGUCGUGUGGAACCGGGCUAUGCCGGAGAGUCAGCGACUGGAAACGGUUACGACUCUGUCGGUGAACUAUUAUCCACGCGUGGAAAUUGGACCAGAAAAUCCGCUGAGUGUAGAGCGCGAUCAGACAGCAAAGCUGGAGUGUAAUAUCGAUGCCAAACCGAAAGCCGAACAGGUGAAGUGGACCCGCAAUGGACGUUUCAUUUCGUCGCACCCAACACACACAAUCCAUCGUGUGUCACUACAGGAUGCCGGCCGUUACACCUGCUCGGCUGAUAACGGGUUGGGUAAGAUUGGCGAACAGGAAAUCACACUGAACGUCCUCUACCCACCGAUUGUGCAAAUCGAAUCCAAGGCCAAGACGGCAGAGGAGAAGGAAACGGUUCACAUUAAGUGCAACGUUACGGCUAACCCACCGCCAGUUACCAUCGAGUGGCUGAAGGAAGGUGAUAUUGAUUUCCGGCGGAAUGGGGAUACGCUUGUGCUGCGAGACGUACGGGCGGAAGAUGCCGGUACGUACAUUUGUCGAGGUAUUAAUAUGAUGAAGCCGUACGGUGGUAAGACGCUGGAGCGUGAAGGUAACGCCUCGGUAGCGUUGCUGGUGCGACACCGCCCCGGGCAGGCUGUAAUUACGCCGGAAAAACCGGUCGUACACGUUGGCAAUAGUGUCAGCUUGAUGUGCAAAGCCGAUCCUCCGGGCUAUCCGGAUCCACAGUACCGUUGGUACCGGGAUGUGGGCGGUGAGAUCUCCACCACGGUGAUCGCCCAAGGUGCACAAUAUCUGAUACCGAAGGCGGGACUUUCGAGCGAAGGAAAAUAUCACUGUCAUGCAAGCAACGAACUCGGCAAUGGUGGAAUGGCAAGCGCAACGCUUGAAAUUCAUCAGCCACCACAAUUUUUGGCCAAACUGCAAUCAAACAUGAUCAAACGCGCUGGAGAGCUUGAUUUUUUCGUAACCUGUAGCGCGAAAGGAAAACCGGAACCAUCGAUCACCUGGCUGAAGGACGAUGUGGAAAUCACUCCGGAACUGCAUCGGUAUGAGGUGAAGACGAACGUGGACAAGGGACCUAACGGUAUGGUGACGGUACAGAGCAUGCUCAAGUUUACCGGAAAAGCGCGUCCGAAUGGAAAUGAUCUGAUCUCUACCGAUCGUGGUCAGUACACAUGUUUGUACGAAAACGCAGUAAAUAACGCAAACUCAACGAUGCAUCUGAAGAUCGAACACGAGCCGAUCGUACUGCAUCAGUACAACAAGGUGGCAAACGAUAUCAAGGAAACAGCGGAGGUGUUGUGCAAAGUCCAGUCUUACCCGAAACCAGAGUUCCUGUGGCACUUUGGGACGACAUUGUUGAAUACGGGUGGGCAUUACGAAAUCAUCACUAACUCGGACGGUAAUGACGUGUACACCAGUAUUCUGAAGAUCAGCAACGUGCGCCACCAGGAUUAUGGUGACUAUCAUUGCCGAGUGUCCAAUUCGUUGAAUCACAUUCAGGUGCCGAUUCGAUUGCAACCGAAGGGUCCGCCAGAGAAACCGAACAAACUGAAGGCGGUUGAACUUGGCUCGAACUAUGUGAUUCUUUCGUGGAAUCCAGGAUUUGAUGGAGGUCUUGCCAGCACCAAGUAUUUUGUAUUUUACCGAAAAAUAGUGAUCCCGAACGAGAGUCUUAUGACGGAGGAGUGUGCUGCUGUGGCGGCUAGCGGUGCUGAGUGGAUGGAGUUUGACUGUCAGCGUGAAGUUCCUUGCACCAUCAGCCCACUGGACCAUCAUCAGAGUUAUGUGUUUAAGGUAAAGGCACUAAACACGAAGGGCGUUUCGGAGCAUUCGAAUGAAAUCACGGCGACGACUAAGGUGGAAAAGAUUCCCAUUCCACUGCUAGCCAAUUUCGAUCCGGAAACGAAAAUACUGGGUUUAAACAUCGGUGCAACCUGUCUGUCGAUGGUGGCGAUCGUUGAAUCGGUCAUGUACGGCGAUACACCGAUGGCAGCGUGGCACAUUAUCGAGAAAGUAGAUUUGCAGGUGAACGGACACGAUCCGACGUACCGCGAGCAUGAAAUUAAGCACUUUGUAGCGAAUCGUCGCAACAAUGGCCGUUCGCUGGGCAACACACUGGAUGACAUUCCUAUCCCGAUCGAGGACGAGCUGAAUCCAAGGGUACGCGUGAAGCUGUGUCUUAAAAUCAAUCAUGAGUACUGCGGAGAAUACCUAGAGGCUGAUAUUGGACAAUCUCUCAUACAGGAGGCCUCUUUUGUAGAGCUACCGACAUUGAUAGCGAUAGUGGUGUCGUGUGUCGUUGCUGGUCUAUUCGCCGUGCUGGUGAUUAUGUUCUGUCGCUGCAAGCGGAAUCAAAUGAAAGAAUCGGUAAAGUCAAAGGAGUAUGAUAUCGAUUCGAUCCAUCCUUCGAUUGUGGCUCAACAAAACCAGGCCCCGCCACCAUACUAUUCCGCCAGUAGCUUAGAAAACAAAGCCCUCGAGCAUUCGAUGGAUUUGGCCAUGGAUCAAAAUACGGCCUUGUAUGCAAGCCAGCAGCCAACGUACGGUUACCACCAACAGAAUGCAAUGAUUCCGCAAGUACCGCAAAAUGAUUGGUCAAACAUGGGCUACGUAGAGAACUCGUACUCCAACUCCAACAACGGGGGAAGUGUCAACUCGCAGGACUCUAUCUGGCAGUUAAAAAUGUCAGCCGCAGCUUCAAACUCGGCCAACAUGAUCCCGCAGCACAACUACAUGGAGCAGCAGAUGCAACAAAACUAUGGAUAUGACCCAAUGACCCACGGGGGAUACGGUGCCGUUGACGAUUACGCUCCCUACCCACAUCUGAUGACUACUGCCAGUCAGCACGGUGGUGAUGACUAUCACCACAACAUGCGCAACAGCCAGAAUCCAUCGCGUCAGGACUACUGCAGCGAUCCGUACGCGUCCGUUCACAAGCCCAAGAAACGCAUGGAUCAGCAUAUGGACUUUGUCGCUGAAUCGCCGUACCACGAUGUGAGUGGGCUGCCGGAUCCGUAUAUGGAGCAGGAGGAAGCAAAGUCUCCCGUGCAGAAUCAGCAUCUCUCGAUGAGCUACGAUGAUGCGCUAGCCAUGGAAAGCGGUUACUCGACACCAAACUCCCGCAAUCGUCGUGUCAUUCACGAGAUUGUGGUGUAGGCAACUUAGGCGCGUUAGCCCAAUCUGCCUUCGGUGCAUCGAAACAACGAGUCUAGAACAACGACAACGAAUCGACAUGAUGGAAAAAAAGCUACAACCAGACGGAAUCGAACGAAUCAAAACCACGGGACACAGCCAUCUCCGCGAAAGCAUACGUAAAACGGACGACAAUAGCAAAGAAGCUAAAAAUGAUGCAAUGCUAGAUGCGCUGGUCACACCGUAGUUCAAAUUAAUUUACCUUCUCUUCUAAAUUAUUUGUUUUAAUCAAAACAUUCAAAUUGUUGCACAACGACCAUCGACGGAUACAGGAACGGAUUGUAACACUGUGUCAUAACUGCAAGGAGUGAAAUAUGUUGAUCUCAAAAUAUAGCUCCUUGGUGUAUUGACGAGAAAAGUUUCCGUAGGAUGAUGCUGUUGCAACUUAAAACUGUGAUUGUAUAUAUAGAUAACUGUAAUACGUCGAGCGAGAUAGUGCUAUGACAAAAAGCAUAUAAUUGUCGGUAAGCACAAUUCGAACGAAUGUGCAUUUGUUUCUAGAUAGUGUAGUAUAUGCAACAAUCGAAUUUCGUAUUUCGGAAUUGAUCCUCGAAACAGAAUCUUAAUCGGCUAACGUAAUGCUCCUCUUUAAACAAGUGGCGAGCUGUAUACGUACAGCGGCAUUAGAAAUUAAGCAAAACUUAUUACAGUAAGCGCUUGGAUUAAGUUAUCACGAAACAUGACCACUCUGUAAUGAAUGGCGCCUAUGCAGCAGCCGCGUCACUGAAUCGGAGGUUAAGAACCGAAUGUGCCAUUAGCUUAUAGUAGGUAUUCCUGCCAAUAGUUCUUUUCCAGCAAGCCCGAUUCGCCGUGACGUUGUGUCAGCAGUGGACCUCCCCAAAAACAAACGGCUGCACAAUUAGCUAGGAAGAGCCGCAACAAUUUGCUACUCCUCGUGCGUCGUGCGUUGGUUUCGUGAGGCUCGAAAAAUGGGAUUGACCCUACAAGGGAGUUCGAGUGACUUCAUCAUCUCAACACGGAACUAUAUAUCUUUUAGUGUGUCCGUCUGGCGGUGCCAUUGUUAGAUCGUUUCGUGCCAAGUCUUCCUUCUAGAGUAGCAGUGCAAGAAGCAAAUGAUGCAUUCCAUGUGGUGUUUUAAAGAAACGUACUAAUGCCAACAAAAAAAAAGCUGCACACAUACAAUAAUGGAGGAAACACUACGCCAUACCGACGUGGUGUGGUGCAAACCUUGGUUGAUGGUAGAGCAGCGAAGGUUUUGGGAAUAUGGUGUUUAAAGUAUAAUUAAUCGAGGGCCGAGUUGUGCCGUGCCUUGGCCGUCCAUUUUACUUCUUUCGGUGACACAUUGGACAAAGCUUUCGUUUGAACGACUUCUUUUUUUGGUUUGUUCCGGCCUAAAAGUUGUGGUUUACAAUGCUUAACGUGAAACACAAAUGGACAAUGAGCACUGAAGCAACAGAACAGUAAAAUAAUAAUCGGACCGGCCAUGCUCCUCAACAGUGUACAUAGUAGUAUGCGUGCAAAAAGAUACGAAAAGUGCACAUUGUUUAAGCACAAAGAAGUUAAAAGUCCUGAUUCGGUUGUUUAAGAACAAGCGAAAGAAAAAAAAAACAGCAAUCGUACGUAAGCAGAAAUUAUGUAUUAAAAUAUGUAUGCGCUAGGAAGUUGUUCGGAAGUGUGUUUAUUAUUGUAAAGAAACUGCAACAACCUGCUAGCGAGCGGAUUUAAUAAGCAUCAGAUCGUUUUUAUUUACCCCUGGCAGUCCCCGCCGGCAGCAGUGGUUAAAACGUGAGGAUAAAUCACACCGUCAACUUAAACGUAAACAAAAAGUAGUUAGACAACACAGGGAAAGCUGCAUCAAAAUGGAUGAAGUUUCUUAAUUUACGCUAGCCUUUCUUCGAAUGAAACGCUCUAACGGAGCUUUCAGCGAUCGCCAGCUCAUAUAACAGAAGAAGGAGAGAGUAUCCUUUUGCUUAGCAUAGUGAGAUGGUCGCAUUUGCUUGAGGCAGAUGAUAACGGAUGAAGAAAAAGAGACUGAAUUUAUCGGCAAAAGCAUAAGCUGAGAAGCAGAAAACAUUAUAGUACAUUGCAAAAACGUUUAAAGCAAAACACACAAAAAACUGCUUUCCGUAAGUGACAAAGCACGUGCUCUAGUGUACAGCUUAUUGCAUGAUGAGAACGAGUAGGACACAACAGUUUUACCGACUACCAACGUCUUGCGAUUAGGAUAAAAAAUCGCAUUCGAAGCAGUGAUUGACGAUAAAUAUGCUUUUCCGCUUUUCCACACUUUUCUUUUUUUUAUCCGCGGCAACAGUUUGGCGUUUACAAGUUUGACUGUCGUGUUGAAGCGCUACGACAUUAGUGUUAAGUGAUGAGGAAAUUUGUUUUCGUGUUACAAACAGCAACGACACUUGCGAACAAUGCGCACAAGAUGAGAGCAGGAGGAGGAAAAUGAAAGUCCACUCCUGGCUCUCGACCGGGACCGCCCCCGUGUUGUUAGUGGCAGCUAAAAGACGAGACGAGAUAUAAAGCAAUAGAGUGAAAGAGUGUGAGCAGUUAAGGAUUUUUCUCUUUUGGCCAUCGUAAGUGUCCGGUUUGCUUUGGUCCGGGCCUUCCUUCAUCCUUUUUUGUCGAUACUCUAUGGCAAAUAAUAAUCGAUAGCGUAUUUUGCAUGCUUGUUCCGUCCACCGAGAGUUUCAAAAUUGUUGUAAAUAUUGACUGAGAAAUUGUAGAAGUAUUUACACGAUUGAGGGACUUUUCUAAAGUAACGUGUAAUUUUUUUUACGUGUAAGCCCGAGAAGCAAUUCUUCGUAGUUUUGUUACAGGUUAGCUAGCGUGUAAGCUUCUUUCAUGACGAAAAAUAAAUAUUUUAUUUUAUAUUUUAA
Molecule: messenger RNA, 8123 nt
Organism: Anopheles funestus (African malaria mosquito)
Lineage: Eukaryota; Metazoa; Arthropoda; Insecta; Diptera; Culicidae
Product: hemicentin-1-like
Exons: 9
Coding region: 1456-5244 (1262 amino acids)
Biological process (GO): cell-cell adhesion
Cellular component (GO): cell-cell junction
Molecular function (GO): cell adhesion molecule binding
Source: RefSeq, a predicted model, not a curated record